This is a messenger RNA of Sphaeramia orbicularis (orbiculate cardinalfish), 633 nucleotides long. It is a transcript of the gene fgf19, whose product is annotated as fibroblast growth factor 19. The transcript is spliced from 3 exons. Gene Ontology annotation, molecular function: growth factor activity. The record is from RefSeq and is a predicted model, not a curated record. Lineage: Eukaryota; Metazoa; Chordata; Actinopteri; Kurtiformes; Apogonidae. The coding region runs from base 1 to 633 and encodes 210 amino acids.
AUGCUGCUGCUGCUGCUCAUCACUGUUUGUGUUGCCAACGUGUUGUUCGCCUCAGGAGUCGUUUGCGUCCCGCUGGCGGACCACGGACCGCACCUGGACCACGGCUGGGGCCAGGUGGUCCGGCUGCGCCACCUUUACGCGGCUCGGCCCGGCCUGCACCUGCUGAUCGGCGUGGAUGGACAGGUCCGGGGCUCCGCGGACCAGACCGCGCACAGUCUGCUGGAGAUCCGACCCGUGGAUCCGGGAUGUGUGGUCAUCAGAGGAGUAGCGACCGAGAGGUUUCUGUGCAUAGAGGCCGAUGGGACUCAGUACACAACGCAAACCUACAGCAGAGACGACUGCACCUUCAGAGAGCAGAUCUUACCGGACGGCUACAACAUCUAUGUCUCGGACAAACACGGAGUGCUCCUCAGCUUGGGAAACCAUCGGCAGAGGCUGCAGGGCCGGGACCGAGGCGUACCGGCCCUGGCCCAGUUCCUCCCCAGGAUCAGCACCCUGGAGCAGGCCCCACAUCCUGAACUGUACCUCCAGGACCAGCAGAGCAUCACACAGACAGAAGAACCCAUGGACACUAUAGACUCAUUUGGAAAACUUUCUCAGAUCAUUCACAGUCCCAGCUUCCACAAGAGAUGA